This is a messenger RNA of Penicillium alfredii, 351 nucleotides long. RefSeq lists its product as uncharacterized. NCBI's taxonomy places the organism in Eukaryota, Fungi, Ascomycota, Eurotiomycetes, Eurotiales, Aspergillaceae. Bases 1 to 351 code for a protein of 116 amino acids. The transcript is spliced from 2 exons. The record is from RefSeq and is a predicted model, not a curated record.
AUGCGCCUUCUUGCUUCUCUUGCCCUUCUUUCCGUCGCUGUUUCAGCCUCAGAAUUCUCUCUGAGCGAGUACUACUCCACCGAUUGUUCAGAUGGUACCAAGUUUGGUGAUACCAAAACGGGCACUACUGGGUGGGGAUGCACUGAAAUCCAGGACCCCCAGUCCAAAAGAAUGAAGUUCGAAAACGCGGGGGAUUAUAUCUUCACCUAUUUUACGGAUGAUGAUUGUAGCAAGGGUGCGUGGCAGCUCAAGUCUCCCGAUGGCUGCAAGGCUUUGAAAGACCAGACGUUCUUCAGCCCCUUUACACACUAUAAAGUUUGCAAGAUUGGAGAGGGAAAAGAGUGCAGUUGA